AUGGAAAUGGAUGAAUCACCCUCGGCAGAAAAUUCAGAUCCCACGCCAGCCACAACAAGUGAUGAACAAUGUUCGAGCCUGAGCCAGUCUCGAACAUAUGACUGCAUCUAUUGUAAAAGAGGUUUUUCAAAUGCACAAGCGCUAGGAGGACACAUGAACAUUCAUAGAAAAGAUAAGGCCAGACUCAAGCAAUCAAACCACAUCACAGAACCUCGUCAGCAACAAUUUCUUGAAGAGACAAAAACAACACCUUCUCCAGCUUAUAUUUUGGUUCCUCCUACAUCACCAAACCCUGAAAUAAGGGCUGCAGAUGCUGAUAACUGGGCUUGGAAGACGAGAAGUGAUGAAUGCUUUGUGCAAGAAUCAGGAAGACUUCCUUUGUUUAAUAGAACAACAUUGGAAAUUGAUGAUCAAGAUCAAAAGCGCUUCCAAAAGGUAUUAUGUUCGUCUUUUAGCCAUGGAGCUGAGUUGGACCUUGAGCUAAGAUUAGGACAUGAGUCUACUUCAGAUCCACUGUCACCUGCAAAGGGUACUAAAAAUCCCUUGUGA
Molecule: messenger RNA, 549 nt
Organism: Daucus carota subsp. sativus
Lineage: Eukaryota; Viridiplantae; Streptophyta; Magnoliopsida; Apiales; Apiaceae
Product: transcriptional regulator TAC1
Exons: 1
Coding region: 1-549 (182 amino acids)
Source: RefSeq, a predicted model, not a curated record